Molecule: messenger RNA, 1302 nt
Organism: Suillus clintonianus
Lineage: Eukaryota; Fungi; Basidiomycota; Agaricomycetes; Boletales; Suillaceae
Exons: 4
Coding region: 1-1302 (433 amino acids)
Source: RefSeq, a predicted model, not a curated record
AUGUCACUACCAGAGCAACACCAAGUCCGAUUCGAAAUUCCAAUGGAUACCAAUGAUGAAUCUCGAUAUGGAUCGGCGACAUCCAAUGCCGCCGUGGGUAACACAGCAUUUUAUUUUGGAAUUGGCGCGCCGGCGGUGCCUCCGCUGCCAAGGUUCAACUUCGGCAUGGACAUCCCCAUGUCGUCGGUGGCAUCCGCAUCCCCCACAAUGCAGCAGCCAUUCAAUUUGGGCUUGGACCUCCCACCUCGCUCUAUCCCGGCACAAGCAGAACCGCCUGCCGGCCAAGUGCUCCAGCCAUUCAAUCUGGGCUUUGACCUCCCGCCUCGCUCCACCCCGGCCCAAGCAGAACCACCUGCCAGCCAAGUGCUCCAGCCAUUCAAUCUGGGCUUUGGCCUCCUACCUUGCUCCACCCCGGCCCCAGCAGAACCACCUGCCGGCCAAGUGCUCCAGCCAUUCAAUCUGGGCUUUGGCCUCCCGCCUCGCUCCACCCCGGCCCAAGCAGAACCACCUGCCGGCCAAGUGCUCCAACCAUUCAAUCUGGGCCUUGACCUCCCACCUCGCCCCACCCCUCCCCAGAGACAACCACCUGCCGGCCCAGUCCUGCAGCCGUUUAAUUUGGGCUUUCAGCUCACCCCGCCCUCCACCCCGCCCCAGGCAGAACUGCCUGCCAGCCCAAUCCUCCAGCCAUUCAACCUUGGCUUCAACCUCAACAUCCCCAUCAAGCAGCCACAGGAGGUGGUACCGGCGGUACAAACUGGAGACCGGCAUGUGGGCUAUACUGCCGCCAAUAGGCUCAAUUCUGACCCUCCAGCAGCAUUCCAGUUCAACUGUGGGCCUCUCCCGCCCAUAGGAGAUUGGGAACCGGUGCCGAUCCGAGCACCAUCGCUGAUGCCCGCCGAUGGCCCAUCUGGUGCCAUGCCGCCAGCGCCGGUUGCACCGCCUGCAAGGAGGCCGCAGCAGCCAACAUUGGCAUCUUUAAUUGGCAAUGCCGAGCAAGCGGCGAUCGACAUCGUCAAACACCUCCAUGGAGACGAAUUUGAUUAUGUGGCAACGAUGAUGGUCGGCGGCCGCAUUCGUGCCACCGAGAACGUCCGGGACCCUAUGCCCGACGAAGUCUUGGACAGCAACCGGGUUAUGAUAUCGGCGUUCUGCGAAAACCGGGACAGGCUGACCAGGAUCUUCAAGGACAUGAUCAGCUUGCAUCAUAUGGCACAGGUGCAGGAAAGGGUCGCCCCAAUGGUGAACUCCCUAUUGUGUGAGGUGGAGAUAGCAGAGGAAUUGAUUGCCACCUCUGAUGAGUAG